Messenger RNA from Sclerotinia trifoliorum, 639 nucleotides. The record is from the annotation of a GenBank genome assembly. Lineage: Eukaryota; Fungi; Ascomycota; Leotiomycetes; Helotiales; Sclerotiniaceae.
AAAAUCACGAUAAAUUAAGAUCUUGUUAAACAGGGUUCAACAUCAUCCUUGGUAUUGCAUAUCCUAGCAACAUAUAAAGAAUAUCCAAGUAUCUAUUACUAUUGCACAAUUUCUAUUGUGUCAAUAACCCAAAAAUACAUAUCAAACACCAUGGAUAGAAUCAAUAGACCAUUCCCCGAAAGUCUAUCGGAUGAGCCGCAGGCGCCAACGGCUAUUGAUCUUCAAAUAGGACUUCAGAGGGGCUCCACCGCUGCACUAGAAGUGACCCCUGAACGUUGGCAAGCAACAAAGCAAAUGCCAUCCUCGAGUACAGCUCAAAGGAUUGAGGAGCUGACGAAAGAGAAUGGUCAAUUGCGAUUGGAAAUACGUUAUUACCAACGAAUGAGAGAUGCAAUGCAAGCACUUUUUGAUGAUACAACAUUUAUCUCAGAACGAGUGGAUAAGACGAUUAAAGGAUUUAUCAAAGUUCAGAGGGGUGCCGAGAAUGAUUGGUGCAAUGCACAGGGAGAAUUUGAUUAGUUAUUCUAAUGGUGUUUUAAUUGCUGUUGGUAGUAAAGGUUUAUCAUGCAGUAAAUUACUGAUGUAUGCAGGCACAUAAGUUAGUUCAGAGACACUUCGAGUUAGAGUCCACAUCAGCAG